AUGGGAUCUAUCGUCUACAAGUCUAAGAAGUAUCCGGACCUCGUAGAUCCAUCCACAACUUUCGGUGCUUCUGCCCAACAUGCUUUCUCUACAGAGCCUACCACGGAUGAUCCAUAUGCCUACCAAGUUGGAUUUGGGAACAGGUUUUCCUCCGAAGCCAUUCCUGGAACCCUCCCUCGCUCGUGUAAUGUUCCGCAGAAAGUCAAGUACAACCUCUACUCAGAACAGCUGAACGGCUCGACAUUUGUAUCGUCCCGGAUAAAUUUGCAGAAUGCUUGGUUCUAUCGCAUUUUCCCCUCUGUGGCUCACGGCAAUCUUGCCAAAGUACCACAUAAUGCAGAUAUUGAGUCAAAAUUCCUAUCCUUGAAUGAAAAUGUUGAGUUCGUGCCCGGAGCGCUUUGCUGGAGGGCGUUUCCCAUUCCCAGCGUUGAUGGUCCGACAGUGGACUUUGUUCAGGGGCUCAAGACAAUAGUAGGGCACGGGGACCCAACGACAAAAGAAGGCCUAGCCGUGCACGUCUACAGCUCGAACGCCUCAAUGAAAAAUCGUGCAUUCUGCAGCAACGAUGGCGAUAUGCUUCUUGUUCCCCAGCUAGGGAGGCUUGACAUUCAGACAGAAUUCGGGAGGAUGAUGGUGAGGCCUGGGGAGCUGGCCGUCAUUCAAUCUGGCAUUAGAUUCAAGGUUGAGUUGCCAGAUGGACCUUCGAGGGGCUACAUACAGGAAUUGUUCGGAAGCCGUUACGAGCUUCCAGAACUAGGCCCAUUGGGAAGCAACGGCAUGGCUCUUCCACGUGAUUUCGAGUCUCCGGUGGCCUCCUUCGACAUGGAUAUAUCUGAGUGGGAAAUUGUGUACAAGUUGGCAGGAAAGUUAUGGUCUUGCAGGCAGGAUCACACGCCUUUCGACGUUGUGGCAUGGGACGGCAAUUAUGUGCCGUUCAAGUAUGCUGCGGAAAAGUUUGUCAACGCAGCAUUCGUGGACAAGGACCAAGCCGAUCCUAGCCUGUAUACGGUCUUGACAGCCAAAUCCAAGAUUCCAGGUGUACCCAUAACCGAUUUCAUGUUUUUCACGCCGAAGUGGUCGUCAGCAACCAAUACUUUUCGCCCUCCCUAUUACCACCGAAAUAUGGCAACUGAAGUCGUGGGGAUCAUUCAUGGAGAUUACAAGGGUACCAGUCGCAACCUGGAAGCUGGCGGACUUAGCUUUCAGUCAAGCUAUAUGCCUCACGGAGAAACUCAUGAGGCAUUUGAGCAGGCGACCGCGAUUGAGCUGAAGCCUCAGCGGGUCGGCGAAGGAUUUCUUGCUUUCAUGUUUCAAAUCAGCACGCAUUGUGCCGUAACACAGUUCGCCCUUGAGAGAAGCGGGGUGUUGGAAGUACCUCCGGCAUCCCUUUGGGACUCGAUGCAAGGCCAUUUUUUCGAGUAUAUCGACGAGGUGAACGAGGACUUGACGCGAAGAGGCUUACCACCUCUUGGAUCAUCAACAAGCUCUUGA
This is a messenger RNA of Colletotrichum truncatum, 1491 nucleotides long. RefSeq names its product homogentisate 1,2-dioxygenase. Gene Ontology annotation, cellular component: cytoplasm. The record is from RefSeq and is a predicted model, not a curated record. Lineage: Eukaryota; Fungi; Ascomycota; Sordariomycetes; Glomerellales; Glomerellaceae. Gene Ontology annotation, molecular function: homogentisate 1,2-dioxygenase activity. Gene Ontology annotation, biological process: L-phenylalanine catabolic process.